UUUUUCUUCAUUUGUAUCAUUUCAUUGUUUUAAAUAUCCCCCAAAGAGUGGCGAGACUCCGAGUGUCCUCACAACCACCGUGCGCUGUUUCGCAGUCUGAGAGGACUUUACCGCUUGGAGUCACCUCUCGUUCCUCCUCAGAUCGUUUUGGAAACAUGUGAUGCGCUGCGACAGAUAUAGCAGAACGACAAUGAAGAGGUUAACCACACCUUUGAAAGCGGACAUCUCUUCAGUAGCCUCUUGACCAACUUUGUUGCGCAUUAAGAUGCGCCCCACAGAAGAGGAGUUGGAUGAGGAACUUUUUGCGCUCUUGUUGACAGAUAGUUUCCAGUGAGCUUUUGCCACCGUCAGAAAACAAGGACCUCCUAUGUAUUUAAGAAAUAAUCCAACUCGGUUUUGGCUGAGCUCGUCAGUACUUUAAAACGUUGCUGGGGAAUCUCCUCGAGGAUUUGCUGCGUUCACCAUGACGGUUCGUCUAUCGCGGAUCCAGCUGGCCCUGUUCUUUAUCUUGCUCUGUCCGGUCAAUAUCAUCGGACUCUGGUGGGCGGUGGGCAGUCCGCUGGUGAUGGACCCCAACAGCAUUUGCAGGAAGGCAAAGCGCCUAGCGGGGAAGCAGGCUGAGCUGUGCCAAACUCAGCCAGAGAUUGUCAGUGAGGUGGCCAAAGGAGCCAGGCUGGGUGUCAGGGAGUGCCAGUACCAGUUCAGGUACCGCCGGUGGAACUGCACCAGCCACAACAAGUACUUUGGCAAAAUACUGCAGCAAGAUAUCAGGGAGACAGCGUUUGUUUAUGCCAUCACGGCGGCUGGUGUGACCCACGCUGUGACCCAAGCCUGCAGUAUGGGAGACCUCCUGCAGUGUGGCUGCGAGGCGACCAGGAACAGAGCACCUCCAAGGCCGACCUCAUCCUCCCAAUCUGGAGAUGGAGUCAAGUGGGAGUGGGGGGGCUGCGGAGAUGAUGUAGAGUUUGGUUAUGAAAAGUCGAAACAGUUUAUGGACGCCAAGAGGAGAAGAGGCAAGAGCGACAUCAGGACACUCAUUGACUUGCACAAUAAUGAGGCUGGGCGGCUGGCGGUGAAGCUCUACAUGCGGACAGAGUGCAAGUGCCACGGACUGUCGGGCUCAUGCACCUUGCGCACUUGCUGGAAAAAGAUGCCUCAUUUCCGUGAGGUAGGCGACCGCCUGCUGGAGCGCUUCAAUGGUGCUUCCAAGGUGAUGGGCGGCAAUGAUGGCAAGACCCUGAUCCCAGUUGGCCAAAAUAUAAAGCCACCAGAUAAACAGGACCUCAUCUACUCUGACGAGUCGCCCGAUUUUUGCCUUGCAAAUCGGAAAACUGGUUCACUGGGGACACGGGGGCGCAUGUGCAACAGCACGGCCAUGGACAUCAGCGGCUGCGACCUGCUGUGCUGUGAGCGCGGCUACCGGGAGGAAACAGUGGUGUUAGAGGAGAACUGUCUGUGUCGUUUCCACUGGUGUUGCGUGGUCCAGUGCAAGAAGUGUUUGGUCCGAAAAGACCUUAGUCUCUGUCACUGAUGAACUGAGGUUGACAGCGGUCAAUAUGACUUGGUUAAUUAUAAAUACUUUUUUUUUGCUUUAGUUUGGCUAGUGUGAAAGAAGGAUAGGGUUCGGAUUUCCAUGGUGAUCCUUUUGUUUCUGUCUUUUCACCAGUCACAUUCAGAUAACGCCUCAAAGAUGUUCAUUUCAAAUAGUAUUUGAUCCCGUAUUCUGCUGUUUGGUUCCCAGGAGUUUUGACAGAUGUAAGAGGUGCUAGCCAAAGAUUCAGAAGAUACCAAAAGUAAAUGCAUCCACAUGGCAGGGGGACUAAAAGAAGCAAAAUAGGAAAAUGUGUUUUUCUGAACUAGCUGUUUUUCUUUUUCUUGUACAUGAAAAAGGACCAAAGAAUGUUAAAAAUGUUAUUGUCCAUCUCAAUGAAAGAGAAGAAGCUAAUGAGCUGGCUGAAAGUUCAGUCUCAGACUGACUUAUUUUAAAAUGCAACAGCUAAAUAAAUCAGUGCCUCCAGGAUGUUGCAAUUGUAACAGUAUACGCAAAUUCAGCAAAUCUUUGUGCAUUCUGCACAACCUUGCCAUUGUGAAACCCUUUUAGCCUCCAAAGAUUAAUUACUGUUUUAUUUGUUAUUUUAAAGGACUACACCCCCCAAAUUGUAUAUCAACUGCUCACCCAGUGUAACAUUGAAUUCAUUAAGUAAACUUUGUUUUUCUCGCAUGCCUCUGGUAAACAAAGAAUCCAAAAACUGAGGAAGUUCUUGGUGAAUCAAAGUCAUUGGGGUCCACAUUAAACAACAGCAAAACUACAUCAAAACAUCCAUUUAAAAACUCGGAGAAAGUGCAUGCAGUAUCUAAUCCAACUCUCUUUUAUCCAGUUGUAUGCUAAGUACUUCCCAAACAGACAGCCCUUUCUGAACAGGGAGUGAAACGUAUCUGCGCUCUCCUCAAAGCCAGGCUCCACUGACAAAAACAUUU
Epinephelus lanceolatus (giant grouper) is the source of this 2478-nucleotide messenger RNA. RefSeq names its product wingless-type MMTV integration site family, member 6b (gene wnt6b). Gene Ontology annotation, biological process: neuron differentiation; multicellular organism development; cell fate commitment. The record is from RefSeq and is a predicted model, not a curated record. Gene Ontology annotation, molecular function: cytokine activity; frizzled binding. Gene Ontology annotation, cellular component: extracellular region. NCBI's taxonomy places the organism in Eukaryota, Metazoa, Chordata, Actinopteri, Perciformes, Serranidae.